Sinocyclocheilus grahami is the source of this 3189-nucleotide messenger RNA. RefSeq names its product pendrin-like. The transcript has 29 exons. Gene Ontology annotation, cellular component: membrane. Gene Ontology annotation, biological process: sulfate transmembrane transport. The record is from RefSeq and is a predicted model, not a curated record. Lineage: Eukaryota; Metazoa; Chordata; Actinopteri; Cypriniformes; Cyprinidae. Gene Ontology annotation, molecular function: secondary active sulfate transmembrane transporter activity.
CAUAGACAUGGACAAUAUGUGCAUUUAAGAGGAUGUCUGCCAUAGAUGAACCCUGCAUUUCACUCUAACAAGCUCAAAACCUAACAGAUAAGAUACAACACACAAGCAGAUUUUACAGGCAAUAUGAUGGACGAGUUUUUUCAUGAAAACGAUUACCACGUGUCACGACGUAUCUACUCAAACCGGGUUUUUGAUCAGUUUCAUGAGAGACAAGCCCAAGAGAUCCAGAGUUUACGAGAACGGCUGAGCAGAACCUGCGGAUGCACUGAUAAAUGGGCUGUUCAGAAGAUAAAGGGGCUUCUGCCAAUCCUGGAUUGGCUCCCUAAAUACCCAGUCAAGCAAUGGUUACCCGGUGAUGUCGUUUCUGGGGUCACCACAGGACUAGUAUGCUGUUUACAAGGUGUGGCGUAUGCAUUGCUGGCCUCUGUUGCACCAGUCUAUGGACUCUACUCUGCGUUUUUUCCAAUUCUCACAUACUUUGUGUUGGGCACAUCCAGACACAUCUCUGUGGGUCCAUUCCCUGUCACCUGUCUGAUGGUGGGCUCUGUAGUUUUGACCUUAGCUCCCGACGAGCAAUUUCUGCGUUCAGUGAACAUCACAGGUAUUGAUGUAGAGGCAAGAGAGGCCCAGAGAAUCCUAGUGGCUUGUACCAUGACGGUGUUGGUUGGAUUAUUCCAGGUGGCUAUGGGGCUGAUGAAGGUGGGCUUUCUAGUCAGGUAUCUCUCAGACCCACUGGUAGGCGGCUUCACCACUGCUGCUGCCUUUCAUGUCUUCAUAUCUCAGAUUAAAACCAUCCUGUCUGUUCCUAUAUACAACCAUAAUGGAUUCUUCUCCUUUGCUUAUACUCUCAUUGAUGUAGGUAGGAACAUCAACCAAACGAACAUUGCGGACUUGAUUGCUGGAUUACUAACAAUCUUCAUUGUUAUGGCUGUGAAAGAGAUCAACACAAAAUUUCAGCAUAAAAUCCCAGUGCCGAUUCCCAUAGAAGUGAUUGUGACAGUGAUAGCUUCAGCAAUCUCUCAUGUGAUGGACCUAAAUUCCCUGUACGGCGCCAGCAUUGUCCACAGCCUCCCCAGGGGGUUUGCACCACCACAAACACCAAAUAUAGCACUUAUCGGGAACAUUUUGGGCUCUAGUUUUUCUACAGCAGUGGUUGGUUAUGCAGUAGCAGUCUCAGUGGCAAAAGUCUAUGCAGCAAAACAUGAUUACACAGUCGAUGGCAACCAGGAGCUAAUAGCUUUUGGCGUCAGCAACAUUUUCGGAGGAUGUUUCUCAAGCUUUGUGGCCAGCACUGCAUUGUCACGAACAGCAGUGCAGGAAAGCACAGGGGGGAAGAGUCAGGUUGCUGGUAUCAUCUCAGCUCUGAUGGUGAUGAUAGUGAUUUUGGUCCUUGGGCCGUUUCUUCAGCCUUUGCAGAAGUCAGUGCUGGCUGGCAUUGUAAUAGCCAACCUGAAGGGCAUGUUCACGCAGAUCUCUGAAGUGCCUGUACUCUGGAGACAGAACAGAACAGACUGUCUCAUCUGGAUAGCUACGUGCCUGGCAUCCAUUGUGCUGGGCUUAGAUGUGGGUCUGCUGGCUGGUCUGGUAUUUGAGAUGGGCACAGUGGUGGUCAGAACACAGUUCCCUUCUUGUGCCACCCUUGGAAAUGUCUCAAAUACUGAUAUCUACAAAAACAUGAAGGACUACAAAAAUAUCAGAAGGAUUUUUGCCCGGCGCACAAUGCUCCGACCCUCAACACAGAGGUAUUCAGUGACCAGACCGCUCUACUCAGAAGACGCCUUUGAGGAUGAACAUGCAAAAGUCUAUCGGAAACACAAGAGGUUCCUGCACCAUGUUAAACAGUACUUCACGUUUGAGUCCCCAAUCGCUCCCAGUCUGCAGGUUUUCCAGAUGACAGCAGUGGAGGCUUUCCCAAUAGCUAUUGUGGGAUUUGCCAUGGCUUUUGCAGUGGCUAAAGUCUAUUCUGUAAAGCAUGACUACAUUAUAGAUGGAAAUCAAGAACUCAUUGCCUUUGGGGCAAGCAACAUCUUUGGAGGAGCGUUUAAGUCUCUGGCACCCAGCACGGCUCUCUCCAGAAGUGCAGUUCAAGAAAGCACUGGAGGAAAAACACAGGUAGCUGGUUUACUCUCUGCCAUUAUCGUGCUGGUGGUAAUCUCGGGGAUAGGGUUUUUGUUGGAACCUCUACCAAAGUCAGUGCUGGGCGCAGUGGUGAUUGUGAACCUGAAGGGGAUGUUGAUGCAGGUGGUUACAGUCCCUUACCUGUGGAAGAAAGACCGUCCUGACUGCAUUGUAUGGGUGGGGACCUGUUUGGCAGCUAUAUUCUUGGGGCUGGACUUAGGACUUGCUGUUGGUCUUGGACUGGAGCUCCUCACUGUGGUCUUCAGGGCUCAGUUUCCACGCUGCUGUGUCCUGGCUAAUAUCUCAGGGACAGAUAUCUACAGAGAUCGCAAGGACUACAUACAGAUCUAUGAGCCAGAGGGAGUGAAGAUUUUCAGAAUCCCAUCUCCCAUUUUCUUUGCAAAUAUCGAUUUCUUCAGAGACAAACUGAAGGAUGCUGUGGGCUUUAAUCCUCUGAGAAUCCUGAGGAAGAGGAACAAAGCAGUGAAGAAAAUGAAGAAACUGAUAAAGAAAGGGGAGCUGACCUUAACAUCUAAUGGACUACAGGCCACAUGCUCAAUGCCCAUUGAAGAGUCAGAGGAUGAAAGCAACAUGGAGGAUCUAGACAAGCCCACAGACUAUUCAGAUCUUCCAGUCCAGGUGAACUGGAAUGUAGAACUUCCUGCCAACAUCCGAGUUCCUCCUGUGAACAUCCACAGUUUGAUCCUGGACUUCUCUGUGGUCUCAUUCCUGGAUAUAUCUGCACUCAAGGGUCUUAAAGCGGCCAUAAAAUAAUUUAUACGCAUUAAUGUUGAAGUUUACAUAGUAGGCAGUGACCCGUAUAUCAUAGAGAAGCUGAGGAACUGUACAUUUUUUGAUGAUGAAAUCAAGACGUCUAUCUUCUUUUUGACCAUCCAUGAUGCAAUGCUCUGCAUUCAUGAGUCUCAUCCCCCGAAGACCGUGAGUGAGAAGGUCUCAGGAAGUGUCCAAUAUCAACACGUUAAUAGCAGCAGCACAUCCAGUUGGUUGACAAUCCAAGCAGAUAUGAAAACGGAAGUCGAAACAGACACCAAACCAGAGACAAGGUUUUGA